AUGCGGCCCAGAGUGCCUGCCCCAUCAUCCCAGCCGCUGAGGCAGCGCGUCCUGCUGCAGCAGCAGCAGCAUCAGCAACAGCGCAACUUCUCAGCCCAGCUCUUCCCCCAGCCCCCGGCCGACCCAAGGGGCAAGAGACAAGAGUAUCGCGCCGCGUCCACUGCGGCAAACAACACCGACUGGUUGUCAUGGCUCAAGAGGGCUUCCCCACUCACACCCCACCAUGGCACCCCUCCAAGGCGAGCCCUCAUCCUCCCCGGUCUUGGCAGCUACCCCCACACUCCACAGAGCCCCACACCAUCCUCGCUUCAGGUCUGGGAGCAGGCCAGUGAAGCCCUCUGCACCCCCGACGCAACUAUGGGUUACUGGGACGACGGCAUGGAGGAGUUUGCAGGCGCGCUCCUCCAGGGCGGCGGCGGACAUGGAAUCCGCGGUUGGCUCCGUGGUUGGGUUGAGGGAAGGUCACUUGACGAACUGAUGGCUCGCGCCGACGUCACUGCCGCGUUCAUUCUGAGCUCUUCCAUCGCCAUCCUGGCAUCCGAGCAGGAACGCUCCGGCCACACAUCACUUCUUCCCGAGGGCACCACCUACCUCGCUGGCCAUGGAUUCAUUGGCACUCUCACCGCUCUCGUCGCCACUGGGCGUCUUGACCUGCCCAGCGGCAUCCGGCUCGCAAGGAUGUACGCCUCCCUGCCGGCCUCGCCACCCAACCACCCUCCCCAGCGCUUCCUCACUACGGCCCUCAGCGCAAGGCACUACCACUCGCUGUCGUCGCCAGCACACUUUGUGCCAUUCGAGGACCCACUGGCGUGCGAAGACGACGAGCCUGAACGUCGCCGUCGCGUGAUGCAGCUCAUCCUCGACGAGGUGCACUCGCUCCAGCGUGAAUGGGAGGUGGAGGGCAACGGCGAGUGGGCCGAGGCCGGCAUCAUCAACAGCAGCCGCGUCCUCAUCGUCACGGGAACGUACAUGGCUGUCGAACAGCUGAUCGACCGUCUCCAGACCCUCACCAUUGCCAACCCCGUCAUGGACGUCAACAUGCCAUGCCCAUACCACUCCAAGCUCAUGCUCCACGCUGUGCCCAAGUUUGCCGACACGCUGCAGCGCUGCACCUUUGCGCGCCCCAAGGAAGGCGAGCCCAUCAUCCUCGACCCGAUCACCACGCGCACCCUGUGCGGCCCGCCCGCGUCCGCCCUGCUGUCGCAGCUCACCCAGCAGCUGCGGUGGCACAAGACGCUCGCGCGCCUGCACACGCAGCCGUCCCCGCCCGUCGACCAGUUCCUCACCGUCGGCCGCGGCGCAAAGGGCCUGGGCGUCAUGCUCCGUGGCGAGCUCAAGAAGCGGCCCGAGAACGCACCGCCCAUCUCGGUGGAGGAGUUUGGCGUCAAGGAACAAGACGUCAGCCCGACCGCGCGCAGGAUCCACUCGAGCUCGAGGCCCGUACGGCCCUCCAACGUCGCGACGUACCAUGUCAAGUAA
Messenger RNA from Apiotrichum porosum, 1479 nucleotides. RefSeq lists its product as uncharacterized. Gene Ontology annotation, cellular component: mitochondrion. Gene Ontology annotation, molecular function: [acyl-carrier-protein] S-malonyltransferase activity. The coding region runs from base 1 to 1479 and encodes 492 amino acids. The transcript has 5 exons. The record is from RefSeq and is a predicted model, not a curated record. Gene Ontology annotation, biological process: fatty acid biosynthetic process. Lineage: Eukaryota; Fungi; Basidiomycota; Tremellomycetes; Trichosporonales; Trichosporonaceae.